AUGGACAAAGGACGACAAGUGACAAGUCACUUCUGCAAAGAAGGCGAUGAGGGCGCCACAGAGACCGUGGAUAUCGAACGCUUACGACGAUGCAUCAUUGAAUUCGUGAAGGAACGAGGUGUCUUGCUCAUGGAGCUCGUUACUAUUGUGCACGAAGCAUCCUACAUGUGUGUAGAAGGAUUGGCCCUUACUGCGGAUUUCACCCUGCGAACUAUUAUGGAUCCGCAAAAGUGGAUUUUCAUUGAGGAAAAUAUCCCGCUCAUGGACUACAAAGGUGUUCGAAGUCUGUUUAAAUGUCUGAUAUAUCAGCAAUUCAACAGUAUACCAGCCCAGUUAUCUCCUGAGCAACGGCGACAACUAUUGCCUGCCGAAAGGAUUCUUCUAAAGAUUCUGGACCCGGAUCUCAACGUAAUACCACCGAUUUUCACCUUAACUGAGCUUAGCCGUGGAAUCCUAAAGCGCGCCUACAUGUUUCCCCGACUAGCUCAUCGUCUUUCGGAACUAAUAAUGUACUUCCGUGCAGUAGCCGAACUCAGUUACGUAAUCGGGCGAUGUUUUCUCUUUCCUCUUCCUGCACAUCCUUCGUUUACAGCUUCAGCGGCUUCGUGCCGAAUAGAUCACUUAACCACACAGAUU
Ostertagia ostertagi is the source of this 636-nucleotide messenger RNA. NCBI's taxonomy places the organism in Eukaryota, Metazoa, Nematoda, Chromadorea, Rhabditida, Trichostrongylidae. The record is from the annotation of a GenBank genome assembly.